This is a messenger RNA of Kuraishia capsulata CBS 1993, 729 nucleotides long. RefSeq lists its product as uncharacterized. Bases 1 to 729 code for a protein of 242 amino acids. Lineage: Eukaryota; Fungi; Ascomycota; Pichiomycetes; Pichiales; Pichiaceae. The record is from RefSeq and is a predicted model, not a curated record. The transcript is spliced from 2 exons.
AUGAAAUCUACACCCUCUUUGAGCGUGAUCAUUGAUCCCUCUGCAUUUCUGGGCGGCAUUGCGGUCAUAAAAAAGUGGAAAUCAGAUAAAGUGAAAUUGGUGAUUCCAGAAUACACGUUGCAAGAGCUCGAUCACCAAAAGAAGUCACGUACUCUCACUGGCUAUAAUGCUAGGGAAAGCGUUAGGUUCAUUGGCCAAGCGCUAAAGAUCCCCGGUUUUUUGACCACACAAAAUCCCAAAGAUCCUGGUCCUAGGUGGGAGAAGUGCCCUAAUUUCAGGGUGAGAAAUCCCACAGAAUCUGAGCUUGUGGGUAUUAUCGAGAGCGAGAACAGGCAUGCUACUUCUUCUAAGCUGCCUGUCACAUUCUCCGAGGAUAAGGCAUUGGUUAUGAAGGAGCUAUUUAACUUGGAAGAGAAUGAGGCUGGAAAAUCAAAUCAAAGAUACAACGCAAAGGUUCCCUCUAGGCUGAAGUCUAUGCUGAGGUUCUGUAUCCAGAAGAUCCACAUCGAAAAGACUAAAGGCAACUGGUGGAUUCUAUGCGAAGACCCCAUCAGCACGGCUUGGUAUCGAUGCUUCGGAUUCCAGGUCAUGUCAGUAUUGGAAACAGAGGCGUACCUUCGAAAUGGAGAUUGUUCUUUGGAAAUGCCAUCUCAAACAAGUGUCCAACAUCAGAGUUUUAAGGACGUAACAUAUGAGUCCAGAGGACGGGGAGAACUCUGGACGAGUUGA